AGGAGCUUCUCGUAUCGAGUCCUGGAACCACCACACUUUCACACGCUGCUGUUGGAAAAAAGUUCCACAGGGAAUCAUCAGCAAGCUCCGUGGAUCUGCACGCCCUUGGCUCCCUCCUCUGCUCCUUCCUCUCUGCCCUGAAAGUAGCCGCAUUUGACCAAAAUGCGGUUACAGCAGGGCUGAAGGAUAUGCUGCUGGUUGAGGCUACUGGACGGGAAAAUGGGAAUGGGGGAGAAAAGGGGGGAGAAAGGGAGACGGAAGUAGGAGUCGGCAAAGUUCCGCCCUCCCUACACCUGCAACCCCAUCAUCCGCUUUCACCGCUUAUCCCACUGCAAUCCCCCUUAUCAUCCGCCUCGGUACAAGCACUUCCACCAAUGCAGUUCCAAGCACCUUUUGCAACCUGCUCGUCAAGAAAGGUGGACCAUCCUGGCCGUUACUGGAGCCCCUUAUCCGUCCUCAACACACCAUCUUAUGCAUCUGACGCAUCGUCGGAAGGAAGCUCGCCAUUCACAGAGAAGAGGUGAAGAGGGGUGAAUGAAGGGGGGAGGGGAGGGGGGAGGGGAGGGGGAGGGGAGGGGGGAGGGGAGAGUGGGGGGGAAGCUUGCCAUCUUGGGCGUCUGACUGUCAUAUCAUUGGAAGAAGGCUCACCGUUUUCAAGCCAUCUCGGUGUGGUGGAGACCUCCUGACAACCGCACAUGGUAGAGUGACGACGAGCAUACCUCAUGCUUUUGGUAUUUUCAAGGGAUGUAGUAUGCUCAAUCAGGGCGUGGUACCUUAGAUCUCUAACUCCCAGGGGUGUUCGAAUGGAGGUGAGUGGUACGAUGACUUAAAAAACGGGUUAGAUAUGAUUCAGUUCGACAAACGCGAGGUUUUAGUGUGGUGGAGCUUCGUUCUACUUUGUUCGAGAUCUAAGGUACCACACCUUUAGAGGUUCGUAGUGUUUGCGUUGGGUGAUGUUUUACUGUGGCAGAAUGGCUAGGUGACCACCAUUGAUAGUGCGAAAUGUUUAUGAUUGCGUAGUUUACUUGCAUAGUAUUUUCUUACCUUAUAUUUCACACUUUACAGCAGUGCCAGAAUACAUCAACUAAAAGCAUACCGCGGAUAAGCUAAUCUCACACAAACCACAGUUCUCUGUGGCAUGGUCAAUUUGCUCUGGCUGUACGCCACGUGCCUUGUCGGACUGCCACGUCACGCACCUUCCCCAUGAUCGCGCAAUCCCAGCUCGCCGCAAUCAGCGGCGGCAGCACCGUCUGGGCAAGCAGCCGGCGCGGCUCGACGCGGAACCCGCUCGUUCAGUCUCGCCGCCAAGGGACCCCAUUGUUGCACCCGCGAAUUUCACAGGCUAAGUCAGCAAGCACGGUCGCAGCGCAAGCGCAAGCACAAGCCCAAGCGCAAUCGCGUGCAAUCUCUUCUACUGCCGAUGGAGUUCCCAAGGUCGCUUUUGAGGCACCUCAAACGCAAGCCCGAGCGCAAUCGCGUGCAAUUUCCGAUGGAGGCUCUCAUACUGCCGAUGGAGUUCCCAAGGUCGAAUCGUCCCAAGGUCUUAUCCGCAAUCAUCAGCACCCCUUUCUUCUCAACGGCUCUGAUGACGUCACCGCGCCAGAGCAUCUAGUGGCGGAUAACUCAAUAUCGCGACGUUCUUUUGUGGCGCUAUCCGCCGUAUUUCCCGCUCUCUUACUCGCACCGCCCUCCACGUCAGCAUCCCCAGACUCCACGUCAUCCUCCGCUGGCAGCGCCAUUAUCCCCUCGUGCCCCCAAGGAUCCACGGUGGAGAUUCAAAUCGGCGAUAACUGCGGGCUCGGAGUCGCGAUUUACCCCGAUUUUAGCUACAGCCCCGGCGGCGUGGGCGGGGGAGGCGGCUCGGGAACCGCGACUGAUUUAGACGACGGUUCGGAUCGCAUUGAGAUAGUAUUCGACCCCGAGACGCUGUUCAUCCCCCCCCUGCAGUACAACACGACGCGGUUCCUCGGGCUUCCGCUCCCCCCGCCGCUUAAGAUUGAGAUCGCCCCCGCGGCGCUGAGGGGCUACCUGGAGAGGUCGACUGGCAAGGUGGAGCUUACCUUCAUCUCGAAAUUCUUCUUUACAGCUGGACCCAUCUACACUGCGCCACCACUUACUGUAGAAACAAUCCUAACCACAGAAAUCUCGGGGGGCCCAUGCGCUCAGCACAAGGCUCAAGACUUGAUGCGUAUGGGAAAUGCACAUUGGUGGGAGUGGCACGCGUGCCUCCUGUCAACGACGCCUUCCUCGAUACCUUCCUACUGUUGCCUACGGAUGUUGUUGCAAUUCUGCCAGCAGAGCUCUGGUUCAAGCCUGCUAGAGCAUGAGAAAGCUGUUGGCUUGCAUAUCAAGCAUGCUGAUUUAUGUUUUUUAAAGCUUGCAAUUGUUCUACAUUUCGUUUUGGCUUCCUAUUUUAGUUAGACUUGGGAUGAAGUGUUCGU
Molecule: messenger RNA, 2441 nt
Organism: Closterium sp. NIES-67
Lineage: Eukaryota; Viridiplantae; Streptophyta; Zygnematophyceae; Desmidiales; Closteriaceae
Source: the annotation of a GenBank genome assembly